GACGGGCGUAAUAAAUGGGAGAAGACGUCUACCUGAGGAUAUAUAAAUUGCCGGUUAUUCGUUCACCAUUUCAGAAUUCGCUGAACUUCUUCAUUUCAGUUUCUUCGAUCAAAAGGUGCUUAAAAACAGGAUAUUGAGAUUACUCUUUAUCAGCUUGAUACCUUCAAGAGCGUCUUUUCCGGCCUUCCCCAAAAUGGCUUUGACUGUGCGCGAAAUAUUCAAUAUUUCCCUUAUGUUUUACGCGGCUUUUAACUGCGUAAUUUGCAGUCGAACAAGUCAGUUAUUCCUCGAAAGAUACUGGAACCCUUCUACCACUCUUUCUCAAGUACGCGAGCUUACUGCCAAAACGAACUCGCCGUUGGAAGCAAAGCGAACCGGCAAUCCUAACCAAGCUGGUACAUGGUACCUUGGCAAACGGUCUGAUCUGCAGCAAGCAAUUCACGAUAACGACUCCCAGAACUCAAAAUCAGGGAUCAGCAGUCCUUCUGCCAUGACGCACAACUCUGCCGGAUGGGAAGCACAAAGUGACCUUAAUGGAAAGUUUACAGGAAGGUCCGCUACGGAUCUAUUCGACACCCUCAAUACUCCGCGCCUCAAACGCAGUACGUCGGAUAAACCAAAGGUCACCAAUGAAAAGCCGACCUGGUAUCUGGGGAAACGAUCGGCCCACCUGGAAUCGCGGAGUGCUCACGUUAGCCAUCUAGUACGACAUUCAAGGGCGCGCAACACUGGGGAGAAAACAGUCGGCGACAAAGCUCCCUGGUAUCUCGGAUAAGCCAUGUAUUGUCAAAGCAAA
This is a messenger RNA of Paramacrobiotus metropolitanus, 796 nucleotides long. RefSeq lists its product as uncharacterized. The coding region runs from base 194 to 775 and encodes 193 amino acids. NCBI's taxonomy places the organism in Eukaryota, Metazoa, Tardigrada, Eutardigrada, Parachela, Macrobiotidae. The transcript has 2 exons. The record is from RefSeq and is a predicted model, not a curated record.